Manacus vitellinus (golden-collared manakin) is the source of this 245-nucleotide messenger RNA. Its product is annotated as C1q-related factor-like. Gene Ontology annotation, molecular function: protein binding. Lineage: Eukaryota; Metazoa; Chordata; Aves; Passeriformes; Pipridae. The transcript is spliced from 2 exons. The record is from RefSeq and is a predicted model, not a curated record. Bases 10 to 243 code for a protein of 77 amino acids.
CACGUCCUCAUGCGCGGCAGCGACGGCACCAGCAUGUGGGCAGACCUCUGCAAGAACGGGCAGGUCCUGUCCAGCGCCAUCGCGCAGGACGCCGACCAGAACUACGACUACGCGAGUAACAGCGUCAUCCUGCACCUCGACGCGGGGGACGAGGUGUUCAUCAAGCUGGAUGGGGGCAAAGUCCACGGCGGCAACAACAACGAGUACAGCACCUGCUCUGGCUUCAUCAUCUACUCGGACUGAGC